Ipomoea triloba (trilobed morning glory) is the source of this 836-nucleotide messenger RNA. Its product is annotated as V-type proton ATPase subunit F. NCBI's taxonomy places the organism in Eukaryota, Viridiplantae, Streptophyta, Magnoliopsida, Solanales, Convolvulaceae. Gene Ontology annotation, molecular function: proton-transporting ATPase activity, rotational mechanism. The record is from RefSeq and is a predicted model, not a curated record. Gene Ontology annotation, cellular component: proton-transporting V-type ATPase, V1 domain; membrane. The coding region runs from base 164 to 556 and encodes 130 amino acids. The transcript is spliced from 5 exons. Gene Ontology annotation, biological process: proton transmembrane transport.
UAGUAGCCCGGCCUAGCCCAUUUAGCGAUUCGUCUUUCUCCAAUUUCACAGAGUUUUCGUUGGAUUUACUGAACUGAUUUACACCAAUUGAGGUCCAAACACCACCAGGAACAAGGUGUCUGUUAACGGUGAAUUUUCAGCUGCAUAAGCAAAUUUGUUUAGGAUGGCAAACCGACCUCAGAUCCGCACCAGCAACUCGGCACUCAUUGCUAUGAUUGGUGAUGAGGAUACGAUCACUGGAUUUUUAAUGGCUGGAGUUGGCAACGUGGACUUGAGGAGAAAAACAAACUACCUUAUUGUGGAUUCAAAAACUACGGUGAAACAGAUUGAAGAUGCUUUUAAAGAGUUCACUUCAAGAGAGGACAUCGCAAUAGUGUUGAUCAGCCAAUAUGUUGCAAACAUGAUAAGGUUUUUGGUUGAUGGUUAUAACAAGCCGGUACCAGCCAUCCUGGAGAUUCCUUCAAAGGACCAUCCCUACGAUCCUGCACAGGAUUCUAUUCUUUCACGAGUGAAGUACCUCUUCUCUGCCGAAUCUGUGGCAUCUGGAAGACGCUGAACUACAUGUUUUGUGUAACAAUUCUGUAUGCUUGUUACUAUAUCUAUAUGUUUUGCCAGCAAACUGAAAAUUUGUAGCAUGGAGAUCAGAGUACGUAGCUCCCCGCCUCCCCUGCUUGACAUUUUCCUCGUGGUUUAGGAUUCUCAGGCUGCAAAUUUGUGUUUCCAUCGUGUUGUAUGAUUGUGGGUUCAAACUGGGAUUGGAUAAAAUAUGUUCAUGUACAUUGGUUAAAUCGACUUGAAGUGGUAACACUUUUGAAUCAAAUCUUGAGUUUCUUGUA